Mugil cephalus (flathead mullet) is the source of this 3382-nucleotide messenger RNA. RefSeq names its product glia maturation factor, beta (gene gmfb). Gene Ontology annotation, biological process: negative regulation of Arp2/3 complex-mediated actin nucleation; actin filament debranching. Gene Ontology annotation, molecular function: Arp2/3 complex binding; actin binding. Gene Ontology annotation, cellular component: actin cortical patch. The record is from RefSeq and is a predicted model, not a curated record. The coding region runs from base 78 to 506 and encodes 142 amino acids. The transcript is spliced from 7 exons. Lineage: Eukaryota; Metazoa; Chordata; Actinopteri; Mugiliformes; Mugilidae.
AAAAAAAAAACAUUGAAAGCGUCCCUACCAUUCAGAGCGGCAGCUGUAGCUUCACGGGGAUUUUCAACUCUGCAACAAUGAGCGAGUCACUGGUGGUCUGUGAUGUGGACGAGGAUCUGGUUAAGAAGCUGAAGGAGUUCCGUUUUCGGAAGGAGACCAACAACGCGGCCAUCGUUAUGAAGAUCGAUAAAGACAAGCAGCUCGUUAUCCUGGAGGAAGAACACGAGGAUAUUUCUCCUGACGAUCUAAAGGAUGAGCUGCCGGAGAGACAGCCCAGGUUUAUCGUCUACAGCUACAAGUACCAACACGACGACGGGCGCGUGUCUUAUCCCCUCUGCUUCAUCUUCUCCAGUCCAGUGGGUUGCAGACCAGAGCAGCAGAUGAUGUACGCAGGAAGCAAAAACAAGCUGGUGCAAACUGUUGAACUGACCAAGGUGUUUGAGAUCAGGAACACAGAGGACCUAACAGAGGAGUGGCUCAGAGAGAAACUCGGCUUCUUCCGCUAAAGCCGUGGCCUCAUGCGGAGGUCUGGGAUACGAGGAGGAAACCAGAUUGCACAACUCUCGAAGAGAACACACUACAGUUAUCUCUCCCCUCCUCUCUGUACCGGACCUGGUUUAAAUAGUGUUUGCUAAACUACCGCGCGUGCUCAGUUUUAGGUCUGCUCGUGGAGUUUUGAGUCACGUCUUUACUUCAGAAGGUUCAGACGAUCACAGGGGUCGUAAAAGCUCCUCUGUGACCGUCGGCGCCUCCGGCGGCCUAAAACUGGAAAUGCUAUUUGACGCAGGUCUGCUUCCGUCUCCCGUACAAUCUCUCCAUGUGCCAGAUGUGUGUCUGUGUUGAACUAACACUCCCGUAGCUCGUGAGGUGAACAGAAACCUUAUCAUCCGCCCUUCCGAAGCAUUCAGGGGAAUUUAAAGGCAUUGUACCAACUUUUGUUUCCUUAUAGAGUUUACACGGUGUUUUUGCAACUCUGAACAUCCCGAGUUUCACCUUUUUAUGUUUUAUAUAUAUUUUUUUUCAUUAUUUGAGGGAUUUUUCUGUUUAGAUUUUUCCAGCGUUUGCACGGUUUGUUAAUUUCCUUUUCUUGCGACAGACGAACACAAACGAUCCUCACUACGACCCAGAGAACAACACUAACUUCAGUAAUAGUCGGGCAUUUGAAUGGUAAUUUAGAUACUGUUAUUACUCCAGUCUUAAAAGAACAACAACACUAACGCUCACCUUCGCUUGCACACGUGAACGCGCCGGCAGACGCCCUCGCGCGGCGCUUCACGUCGGCCCGUCUUCGGAUCUUUUUAUCUGUUUAGAGACAAACAGUGAAUGCCUUUGACCUGAAUAUUUGCUCGGACAUUUUUCACUGAAACAUUCCAGACAGGAACGUUUAUACACUAAACCUCCGACGGCCGUGACAGUGAAGGCAACGCUGCACACAGGGCGGCGUUACCUGCCCUCUUUUUAAUCUGCUGGGCCACUGUUUAUAUGCGUCUUUAGACACAUUACAGCUUUUACUGUUAUUAGUGUUUAUGAAUGUUGGCUGCGACGUCUCAAUAUUCCACCUUAAUGUUUAGGCAUCCGGCCCAUUAUAUAUUUUCCAACUUUCGGGAGGCUAGUACCGACAUUUAUGUGCUGAAUGAUGCCAGCGGCUUUUUUUUUUUUUCUUUUUUGUGCCAAGAAAUAUAUGAAUAUCUUCAGCCUGUAAGUGUUUGCACAGUCACACUUUUUUUGUUGCGAUUCCAUCUGUAAUAAUACUCUUUUGUACUGGAGAGAAAAAAAAGAAGAAAACAACAAAAAUGUGUCACUCUCCAAACACUAUUUGGCUUUUUUUUCCCCCCCAUUCCUUAAAAAAUCUCUUACUUGUCUCCUGCUGGAAAUCCUCUAAAACUGCAUCUAAACCAAUGCUGCUUAUACUUAAAGGAUUAGCAGCUCUUUCACAGCAGGAUGUCUGUGCCUAGAGAGUUAAAAGCCACAUAAAGAGUAAAUUCAAAAAUCAGCGAGUAAAAUGAAAUGUGUUUUAGAUGCGACAGGAGAAACUUUAGUUUGUCGGUUUGACCCUAAUAGAGAAAUAACAGGCACAAAUAUGAAUUCCACAUCAUCGCUGUUGUCAUUACUCAGAAACUCUUGUUUUUUAAAGCCUGAAGGCAGCAAAUCACCACAUAAUGUAUGAUGUCAUUCUACUCAGCCUGCCGUACAAAUGCCUUGUCUUAAAUAGUUUUUGUCAUUUAUGUCUGCUUGAACAAUUACGAGGCCAAAAUGAAAACACGACAAAAAAUAUGAUAACUCUAAGUCUUUUUUUUUUCUUUCUUCUUUUUAACGUCGUCCUGGUUAGAAUAAAUAGUAGAUGAAGCUUCUUUCCCCCUGAUCUGACUCAAAGACACGUACGCACAAUCAAACCACUUCAUGUAAAUCAUUUGUUCCGGUCGAAUAUUAGACGGGGACUAAUCAUUGACACGUCAGGACAGGGUUCAAACCGACAGGGACGAUGGGACAUAACUGUAUCAUUCGUUUUUGAUGUCUACUGAUAACACUAAAGAUUCACGCUGUCAGUUUGAUAUUAGACAGUAAUUUGCUGCUGUAGCAGAAAAAAUCAAACCACAACAUGUGUGAUUGUCAUGUUUAUGACGGUUUAUUGUUACUUGGGAUGAUUUUUGUUUUAAGAUGUUUUAUGACAUUUUAGAGCUGCAAACCCCAUUCAAAUAAUAAUAAUAUUAAUAUUAAAAAAUUUUAAAAAAUGCACAUUCAAAGUGAAGUAUUUGACAAAUUCAAGCUCUGGAUCGUGCAAUGUACUGGUUUUUGAUGUGAAUAUAGGAACAUGUUCAUUGGUGAUACAUUUUUAAAACCUCUUAAAUGUGGAAAACUACUGUAAACAUAUGUGCACAGUUUCCAUGGACGUUUCCUCGUUGCAUGAAUUCUUUGAUACACUUUUAACUGCACACGAAAUCUUCAAAACGGUGCAACAUUUGCUUCUCAUGACAUGUGUGUUCCUGAUCUAUCAGUACUUUCUUCUCUGUUCUUGCUUCUCUUCCUGGAAAUGAAUGGAUGUAAUAAACCGUCCGUUCAUUGUGUAUCAGAAUCCCCGCGGAGCUCACUCUGAUCCUGAGUUAUGUGUCUGGUUAUGUGGAUCUAAUAGCUUUUCCCUCCUGUGUGGUAAACUUGUUGUAUAUUUGGAGUCUUUUUUAUUUUAACCUGCAAUCGUGUUGUUCGGCUCUUGUUGUCCUCCUGCGAUUCUAUUUUCUUUCAUUUUUACUAAAAAAACAACUGAAACUUUUGUCAUAACAAGCCGCCUUGUGGCAUCAGUGAAACUUGAGGUAUUUGUAUUUCCCCAUUCUUUAUAAAAGUGUCCGUUGUCCUAUUUGUCCAAAUAAAAUGACAGUGAUGUUUA